Phlebotomus argentipes is the source of this 3765-nucleotide messenger RNA. RefSeq names its product trafficking protein particle complex subunit 11 (gene gry). The record is from RefSeq and is a predicted model, not a curated record. NCBI's taxonomy places the organism in Eukaryota, Metazoa, Arthropoda, Insecta, Diptera, Psychodidae. The transcript has 11 exons. The coding region runs from base 46 to 3642 and encodes 1198 amino acids. Gene Ontology annotation, cellular component: cytoplasm.
GCAGUGUUUUGCUGCGUUUGCUGACUCCUCGAGGGAUCCUUGGAAAUGGACUGUAGUGUUCUUCCUCCAGAACUCACGGCCACGCCGCUGCCUCUUGUGGGCUUCUGUGGUCUGGACCCGGGCAAAAACACCGUGCAUAAGUCCAUCUGGGACGCCUUCAACAACAACAGGAAGAAUGACAGGCUCCAGCUGCAGUUCAAGCUCAUUCCGGCUAACUAUGAGUUUCCAGUGUCGAAGCCCAAGCGCCAAUCCUACGAGUGGUAUCAUCCGAAGGGGAUUCUCAAGAGGAACUGGAUCCUGAAGCACCUCCACAUUCUGCCAGCAGUGAUGGUGUCUUUUCACAGUAUCGAGCUGAGCGAUCCGUCGUGGUCAGAGAAGCAACUUCAGUGUACAUCGGCAAUUCAGGGCCUCAGAAGCUCCCUCCAAGGUCGCUUGACACGCUUAGCCAUUGUCCUGAUUCAAACUGGCUCCACACGAGGCGCUGGAGAUGAGCUCGUGACGACUGAGCGGAUCAGCAAUCUCGCCUCUACUUGUGACAUCAGUGCUAAGAUGAUCUUCGUCCUGAAUCACUCUGACCACCUCAUGGGACACAUUUUGCGUCUGGAGUCCGCCUUUCUGGACGUUGCCCAGUCCUACUAUACGCAGAUCAUCAAGCAAGUGAAGAUGCACCGCGAUCAGCUGUCGGCCAACCAUCAAGUGCUCAAGAUUCGCCACCAGUUUAAGUUGGGCUUCAUGUCAGAGAUGCUGCACGACUACACCACUGCGCUGAAGUACUACACGCAAGCUUAUGUGACGCUGGAGGACAUUCGCGUGGUGGACACGAACUGCACGGAGAUCAAAACGGUUGCGGGAUUUCUUAACUACAAGAGAAGCCGUCUUAUGUUCAAGAUGAAUGUUCCCAGAGACGCAAUAACGCAGUUUAACUCGCACAUUGAGCAGUACAAGGCGAAGCCCGGAAGUCGAGAAUUGCUGUUCGAGCACUACGGAUGGCUAUGUGUGCAGUACAGCUCAUUUGGGGAUCUGUUCUGCGAUGCCAUCAAGGGUGGAUUGCCAGCUCUGCAGACGCAACAUCCAGGAAUCUAUUACUUCCGUGCGGCAGAAUUUACAAACAAGCGAAAAGAGGCAUUUCUGAACUGCUGCAAGUGGACAACUGUGCAGCCGGUGGACAAGAGCAGUGGAAAUAUUCUCUACAGCGACUUCUUCGGCGUGCGAGGGAAUAAGACGGGAGAAAUGGUGAAUGAGCAGAACAUUUUGAACUAUUUGUACGCCAAUGAGAAGGAGUUCAACCAUUCCGCAGCCAUUAUUAGCUAUCUAGGCCAGGCAAUGGCUCAGUAUAAAGUCUACAAGUGUCUGAGAUUCCGCAAGAAACUGGCUGUGAACAUGGCUGAGGAGUAUCUGAAGAGUGGUGAUCACGCCAAAGCUCUCACGCUAUUUUCCCUGAUGCUGAGCGACUAUCGAGCGGACAAGUGGUACAAGAUCUUCACGGAAGUGCUGAUGAAGACAUUCCAGUCUGCGUACUUCUCAGCUUCCGUGCCGGAUUUCGUGUCGUGCAGCAUUGAAGCGAUGUCGCCUCGAAUUCUCUCCUCGAAGACAGACCGGAUAUUCAUUCUUGAGAAUCUGUGGCGAGUGUUCCAAGGAGUCGUGCCCAUUUCCAAUUAUCCAGCAGGUGUGGAUGUGAAACAAGCCUGGGAGCAUGCUUUAGAGAAGUUCACAGAGCCAGUGAUCAUUGAUUUGGACAAAAUCAGUGAUCUCUUCGUCUGUGACGUGUCCUUCCUGGAGAAUCAAGCGGUGUUUGACGAGGAGAUUACCAUUGAGCUGCGGAUAAAAUCUCUGACUGAGGUUCCAUUGAAGAUCAGGGGCAUUUCUGUGGUUCUGAAUAGCCCAAAGUUGAAUGUGAAGCUGAAGGCAAAGAAGGUUUAUCAGGCUGGAGAGGAAAAGCGCGAUGCUGAACUGAUGAUUUUGUCAGAAACUCCUUACAAAGCUGUUUUUACUGCUGAUUCGCGGCAAUUCACGGAGAAUGAUAAACUCUCCAUUGGCAGAGUGGAGUUCCAAAUUGGAACCGAUAAGAGAUUUGCGGUUCUCCUCAAGUCCACGACUCUGAAUCAGCAGCAGAUUUUCAAGACUAAAACAUCCCGUUCUGAUCUCUCGAAGGAUGUUAAUUCGAGCUGUUAUAUCGUUCCAACUUAUCAAAUGGCUGCACAGGUGAAUCUGAGUGACGAACCAAUGCUGAUGAAUGAAUUCUAUCGCAUUGUUAUCAAUCUCUGCAACAAUGUUGACUCUUGCAUAGAAGAUGUUGGUGUUUCUGUUACUGUUCCGACUCAUCUGAAGAACAAAGUUUUCCUCACCACGGACAUCAGUGAGCCCAAGAAGACUCUUUACUCAACAAUUCAGAUUGAUGUGGGCUCCAAAGCUCUUCAGUCCUCAACAUCGAUCGUUUACUACGUGAUUAGUCUAACGAGAGGCAACAUUGAAUUGAACCAGAAGACUUGGUAUCAAUUGACUUACUUGGGCGACGGCACAAGAGAGCCUGGAGACUUUUCUGGCGAGAAAUUCGUGCCCUUCGACACUGAAUCGCCCACGCAUCAGAAGAGUAUCGAGAAGAUCGGUGAAAGUUCUGCGAAUCACAAUAUCAAGAUCGAGUACGGUGAGAAGUGCGUGAAGAAGACCAAAGAGGACACAAUUAUGAUACCAUGUCAGGAUGAAAUUCAAUUGACAGCGACAUUUUACACGCUGAAUCGAAAGGUAUUGUUCAAGGCGUAUCAAGAUGAGGAUUUCAUUCUAAGGAUUCAGAUGGAAGUGAAGGCGACGUGUGAUAUUGAUAUACUGGAAACAACUCUGAUCACAGCGGACAAUAUUAAAAUCAGGGAUUCAGUUAAAUACCCCAAAAUUAGCGGUAAAUCCCUGAAAUGCGGUGCUCGUCUCGAGGAUUCCAAGAUAAUUUCGGUGCAAAACAAAAAAGAUGACUUGGCAAUACUAAUGCGGUACAUGAGCAUUAAUCAUCCCUCAGUGGCGAAGCCAGAGAAAGCGAGCGACAAGUUCAAGAGUGCAAUUCCAGCUGCAAAGGAGACGCCCGGGCAAAUCUCCGCCGCGACAGCCAUUAAAUCCAUCUAUGGCAAGAGCGCCGAGGCGAAGGUGCAGGACAAAGACGUGGCAAAUGAGGCAGGAAGCGAACCGCUGGGGGUGUACGUCGUGAGGUGGAGGCGCACCAAUUCGGAGAUGGUGAAUGAAUCGAAAUUCAGCAUCAGUGGAUUGGAAGUCAUUGAGCCAAAGUUGAAUAUUUACUGCUUCAUCCUGGAGAAAGUGCAUGUUCGUGUUCCCUUCGAAUUGAGAAUACAAUUGAAGAAUCCGGGGAGUAAAAUUCUCAGCUUACAGGCGACACUCGACAAUUCCGACAGUUUCAUGUUCUCCGGCCAUCGUCAGCUCAAUGUCUCAAUUUUUUCAUAUGCCACUCACGAUUUAAUUUUCAUCCUGUAUCCACUGAAAUCGGGCUGGCAAUCAAUUCCCCAAUUAUUUUUGAAGUACCUCACUGGCGGGAGUGACGGCGCCAAGGAGGAAAUUACUCAGUCAGAGCUCAAUCUCUAUGUGCAGCGCUGGAUGCCGAAGCGAGUGUUUGUCCAUCCACCCCAUCGAGUUCUCGGGUAGGGUGUGAAGUCCCGGAGCCAGAGCCUGUGCCGCAAAUCCCCCGUGAAUCCACGAGGAUGGGAUUGAGAGACAGUGACAUGGAGCCUUUUAUCGUAUUGUCCAAAUACAGAGAUUUCUCCCAAA